This is a messenger RNA of Cataglyphis hispanica, 7921 nucleotides long. RefSeq names its product tubulin polyglutamylase TTLL13-like. Gene Ontology annotation, molecular function: tubulin binding; tubulin-glutamic acid ligase activity. The coding region runs from base 43 to 2430 and encodes 795 amino acids. Gene Ontology annotation, biological process: microtubule cytoskeleton organization; protein polyglutamylation. Gene Ontology annotation, cellular component: cilium. NCBI's taxonomy places the organism in Eukaryota, Metazoa, Arthropoda, Insecta, Hymenoptera, Formicidae. The record is from RefSeq and is a predicted model, not a curated record. The transcript has 13 exons.
AGUGCGAUUGAAAUAAUCGAAUAAUGGAAAAGAGCAGCGGAUAUGAUCAUCGAACUUAGCGAUAAGUACUCAUUGAUGAUAUCACGGGAUUCCAGAAACGAUAAUUCCGGAAACGCUGAUGUGACAGAAGGUGUUGAACUCAAUAACGGCUUCGAGGAGCGCUUCUGCAAAUCUGUAUUUAAAGAUCGAAAAGACCUUCCCGAUCAUUCUCCGAACGUUUUCUCGCUUACAAACGACAGAAUAGGUGUUACCAAGCAUGAUUCCGAGUUAUAUCACUGGAAAAUUACCACAGGCAAAGACAAUAACAGAGAGGCAUUACAUGAGAAAAACAAUUCAGAGCGGCGUACAGAAAACGUGGAGGAAACGUCAAAAAUCAAGAAAAAACGGAGAUUUCUAACAAUCUGCACGGCGAGCUGCAAAUACAAUGUGGUUAGACGGGUGGCUGCACGAUUCGGAAUGAGAGAAGUUACGGAGGAUAGCAGCUGGGAUCUCUAUUGGACCGAUUUGAGCGUCAGCGUAGAGCGUGCCAAGGACAUGAAGAGAUUUCAGAGAAUCAAUCAUUUUCCCGGGAUGACAGAGAUAUGUAGGAAAGAUCUUCUCGCUCGUAAUCUCAAUCGCAUGCAGAAGCUGUUCCCGAAGGACUAUAACUUUUUUCCAAAAACUUGGUGCUUUCCCGCGGAUCACGGCGACGCGAUGGCUUAUGCUAAGACGCGGAGAUUAAAAACCUACAUCCUUAAACCGGAUAUGGGCUGCCAAGGACGCGGUAUUUAUCUAACGAAACAUUUGAAGGACAUCAAACCAAGCGAACGUUUGAUCUGUCAAGUGUACAUCGCAAGGCCAUACUUAAUAGACGGAUACAAAUUUGAUCUACGUAUUUACGCAUUAAUUACGUCCUGCGAUCCUCUCAGGAUCUAUGUGUACAAUGAAGGACUCGCGAGAUUUGCGACCAGCAAGUACAAGGAACCGACCGGACAAAACAUUUCUAACAUGUUCAUGCAUUUGACAAAUUAUUCCGUUAACAAGCACAGCCGGAUGUAUGUCAUCGAUGAUGAGAUUGGCAGCAAGAGAAAAAUAUCUACGUUCAAUAAAUGGCUAAGAGCGAAAAAUAUCGACGUGGAUGAUUUAUGGGACAAGAUCGAUGGAAUUAUAAUAAAGACCUUAGUCGCUACGUAUCCCGUAUUAAAACAUAAUUAUCAUGCGUGCUUUCCGAUGCAUGAUAAAACUUAUGCGUGCUUCGAAUUGCUGGGAUUCGACAUUUUACUCGAUUGGAGACUUAAACCUUUCCUUCUCGAGGUAAAUCAUUCGCCAAGCUUUCAUACAGAUGCACAAAUAGAUAGAGACGUAAAGGAAGGGUUGUUGAUGGAUACCUUUGAUAUAUUAAAUCUGCAACAAUUCGACAAGAAAAAAAUAAUAGAAGAAGACAAGAAACGAAUCAGGGAGCGACUUCUUCAAGGCAUAAAUGGAAAGGAUUUCAGUCAAACUAAUGAUACGACAGCUUCGACAAAAUCUGUGAAAAACGAGAACGAUUAUCUGCAGAGACAGUUUCAGUGGGAAGACGACCAUAUGGGCAAUUUUCGAAGAAUUUAUCCGUGUCUUAACGAGGAUAAGUAUCAGUCUUUUUUCUCGCAGAAUCCGCUUUCGGUUUUCCAAGAUACGGUGGCGUCGAGAGCGCGAGAGGAAGCAUCGAGAAUAGAGAGGGAAGAAAACGAACUGAAAGCGAAGGAGGAAGAACGCAAACGAAUAGUCAGGAAAUGGAGCGAGCAGAAAUUAGGCUCUGAAAGUUCGACUGCGAUAAAGAAAUUCCAAGAGAAGAGCAAAUCUGCAGGCGUGCUACCAAGGAAAAACAUCAUUAAACAAGACGCACAAGGAUCUCCUACCAAUACAUUGUACUCCUUCGAGCCUGAAAUCAUAUCGGAAUCCGAAGAGAGAGAGCGAAUAACCGCCCUCGCGCAGAGAGAUUUUCUCAUCAAGAGUUAUGGUAUGUUAGAGCAGAUAUACAUGGCGAUGAAGAAGAAUGGCACGCUACGACCUGCUGACGAGAAGAAGUACGGAUUAUACGGCAGGUUUGAACAACACGCGAACACAAAUGAUAACAUGUGUUCCUCUGCGCAACAUCGACGCCAUCAUCACCAAAAUAACUCUGCAUGUAGCACGCAACAAACCACGGACCAAUGCAUACAAUGCUCUCUGAAAGGGAAUAAUCAAAAAAUGGAGGAACGCGAAUUCAACAAUUCAAACAAAACCUUGUGGAUAACUUGUAAUGAAGCGCUUGUUUAUGUUCGUCCAAAAAUACCGCAAAAAUUGUGGAUGAUGGAUAUGAGUACUAAUAAAAGUCGUGUAACAAAAGGUCAACUUGCUCGAACAUUGUCAAAUACCGUGCGGGUACAUACACUGAAGAAAAGAGAAGCCGCCUAUUCAUCGAAAUUAUAGUAAGCCAUACGUUUAUGUUUGUAUUUAUUAUGAUUCUAUAUACUUCUUCUUAUGAGAGAUAUUAACUUUUUCUAAAAAUAUAUAAUUAUAAUGUUAUAUAAAAUACAAUUAUAACAAAGUUAUUCUAGAAUCGACGUUGAAACCCAACAGAUAAAAAAGAUAGAUCUUUUGUAUGGAAAAAAUAAGAAAGAAAAUAAAAAACGCAUACGUUAUAAUAACAUAAAAAAAAUUAACUUCACAAAAAAUAUAAAAGCAAUUAAUAUAAAACUAUGAUUGAAAAAAAUGGCAAUCAUUUUAAAGCAAUAACAUUAUAUAUGAUCUUAUUCUUUCCAUUAACUUUGUUAACAUUGAUCACAUACACGUAAAUGAAAAUUAAUAACAAUAAGAUUCAUAAAAAAUAUGAGAAAAAUAAUUUUAAAUUAGAUACACACACACACACACACACACACACAUAUAUAUAUAUAUAUAUAUAUAUAUAUAUAUAUAUAUAAGCAUCUCAUUAAACAUGAAGAAAAUACUUUACAUUUUUGAAGAGGAGAAAAUUAGUGGAAAAAAGAAAUAAAUUGUAUGGUUUGUAUAAUAUUCGAAAGACCAACACAAAUCUUUAGACACAUAUUUCGUAUUAUGUAAACGAAUGCUAUUUCAAGGUAAAGAACAGUAAUAUAAAAAUCAACAAUGUAUGGAUUUGUUAUUUAAAGUGCCAUAUAAAUAUGUACAAUAGAUAUGAGUGAACAUGUACACGUCGCUUAAGUGGGAGUUAUGUGCGCUACGUAUGUAGAAUGGUCACAUACGUACGCCAAUCUGUAAUAUGUAUAACAAUUUUUAUUGCUGAUAUAUAGAUUCUGUAUUCACAUGAGAGAGAUAAAAAAUAAUGUAUAAACAAUUUUUGUCGCGUGCUGGUUUUGCCUCGUUCGUGAUAUUGCGUCCAUAUCGUUUCAUCGCUGUGCUUUUCGUAGCUUCUUUUCUCGUUUAGUCUUUUAAUUCUGUAUUGCAAUCAAUACGCAUUGUGCCCGUAAUGGACGUGUUUCUCACGUAAUUGAGAAUCCAAAGUCCCACUCUUCCGGCGGAGCAUAAUAAUAUAAUCAUAAGAUAAGGCUGUGAUGCAAAAUGGUGCGUCGAAUUGGCAACGAUAAAAAAGAGCGCAUUGCUUAAAUUUCUAAAUCGCGCGUGACAGAACUUUUUCUCAAGUUACAAUUUUUUUUUUUCCUCAUUUAUAAAACACAUCGCGUAAAAUAUGGCAGUAUAAUUUUGCAGAAUCUACGCACGUAGCGAUGCAACGUCGGUCGUCCUUUCAACUGUAAAUCACGCUUUCCAUAUUAAAUCAUUGUAAGAACAAGAUUUAAAGUGCGAAAUACAUCCAACACAUUACAAUCGGUGAAUCAUUUUUUUUUUUUAACGUGAUAUAUAUUAUUUACAUAAAAACCAUUGUGAUUGCGGCGAAUAUUUGCGCGUUUCAUAGAUUUGAUUCCCACCAUAUUAAGUCUUAGAUAUAGAAAGGCUUAUGUACAUAAAGUCAAUAGAUAUACAUUUAUGAUACCUUAUAUACUGCGCUUAUAAAAAGAGAACUCAAGUACCAUAAAUAUAUAUAUUCAUGCGAAAUAUUUCCAUCUCUGUUGAAAAAUCACCAUGUUUCGGUAUAUACAUAUAUAUUUCCACUGAAAAUAAAGGUAACUGUAUAUAUAAAGGAAGUGCAAUAAGACAAAUAAUUGGACAUAUAUAAAAUGCAUUUGUUUCGAACAGAUUUUACAGGGGGGAGUUAAGCUAUCGUCAAACAUUUAAUUAUUAUUAUCAAACAAAGAAAGGAUUAUGAAUUAUUAAAAAAUAUAUAUUGAAAUACACAUAUUCUGUGUGUCAUGAAUAAACAUGUAGCAAGUGUUUAAAAUUAUAUCAUUUAUAAUUUAAUUCUGUGAAAGAUUAAACAUUAUCACUUAAAUUACAGCUCAUUGAUUUGUACUACAAAACGAUUUCUUCCACUGCCUUAGUCAUUGACAAUGGCUGUUAUCCGCAUAAGAGUUUGUAAAUCGUUUAAUCCCCUGCAUUUUUUAACUUUCGUAAUAAAAGCAAUGUUAACAGGUUUAGUGUGACCUUCUUCCCCGUACGAGAAAAUAUAGAAAGAAGAUAUGUGAAGAUGGUAUUCUAUUCGUUGUAAUACUAAUAUGAGCAUUAUGUAAUUAUAAGAUGUGUAUGUCACUCAUAUGUGAUACGCAUGUGUUGUGUAUUGUGUUAAAAAUGAUCAUAGUAAAAUAAGCUUAAAGCAUGAAUUAUACGGAGACUUUACGCGCGACUAAUUAUUUAACAUUAAUUAAAUAAUUAAAUAAUGUAAUCAAAAUUAUUUAAUUAUAUUACUUAAUUUUAUAUUAAGAGUUUGAUGUUUCUUAGUCUGAAAAUUAAACUUUAGAUUAAAAAUAAAUUUUUAAUUAAUAUGAUCAAGAUAAAGUAGAGAUACUAAUUACUUUGAUACAAUUUUUGUAGUUUGUCAAGUUGAGUCUCCGUUUAACACAGGCAUUAAAUUCUAUCUAUCUAUCUAUCUAUCUAUUUAUCUAUAUAUAUAUAUAUAUAUAUAUAUAUAUAUAUAUGCAUAUAUGUAUACAUGUGUAUAUAUUUAUAUACAUACAUAUUUAUGUAUGCAUGUAUGUGUCUCUGUAUAUGGCUAAUAUUUCAUGUACAUAUAAAAAACUAUACAAUCCGUAGACUCAAUAAUUUUGCUUUAGCUGCCGACGGAAUUUAAUUUCCUUGUUUCUUCUAAUGGUUAAUUUCCUAUGACAAUAAUACUCAAUUCUUUUCAAUAUUCAUAUCCUCGAUAUUAUACACCUGGCAAAUGCAAAAGAUUAUGCUAGCUAGUUAAAAUUGUCAAAUGCACAUUCUUUGUUAAGAUUUCUUUAAUGUAAGUAAAUGUAAAUUUAAAACAUUAUUUCAGUUUAUUUAAAAAUAACUAGCUUUUAAUAUUAUAGUAAAUUCGAUUGCAGAUUAAAGUCUGUUGUAUACUAAUUAAUCUAAGUACAGAGAUAGGCAUAACAUAAGUAUUUUAAAUGAUAAAAUGAAUAGAUUUGCUGAACAAUGUAAUAACUUCUACUGAGCAUUUCAUUAAUCCAAUCAAUUACAUAUUCAUAUCAUUUUAUGUACAACAGUCUUUAUUUGCAUAAUUAAUUUUAAUAAUAUAGAGAUUAUGAUAUUGAGAUAAAUUAUAAAAGCAAAUAUUCAUAGGAAAGCUGCAAUUUUGACAAUAUUAUAGUUUUAUUCAUCAUUUCUUGUUAGAUUUUUAGCAAAUUAAUUUUGCACUUAACUUUCUGCCUAGAUGUCAGGGGCUUAUAUUGAGUUUAUUUCCUGUAUAUCAAAUUUUCUAUUACAAUAGAAAAAUUUGCAUGUUUAUGUCAGUCAAAUAAAUUCCUGUUGUGUGCGUAAACAAUCUUUGUAAGGAUUGCUUAAUCAAAAUAAAGUAUCAUUAUCAUUAAAAGUUUUUACACAACUUUAGAAAGAUAUACACAGUUCUUACAUCUUAAUAUAACCGCUUAAUAUAACUGCAUAUAACUCAAAUCAAGAGCUUAAACCAUGGCAAUAGUACAAUCAACUAAAUUAUGGUUAACAUAAAACAGACAAAAUUAUUUUAUAGAUUGUACUUAGCAUCCAUAUUUCUUAUAAUAAAUUUGGCUGCACUAGUACACAUUGGUGCAAAUUAAAACUUUUUGUAUAUCAAACUCUUUUCUCAUACAUUAAAAACAUAAUAUAAGUAAUUUAAUUAAAAUAUUUUGAACAUAUAUUUUAUCAAAUAUAAACUAUAUUGAGCAUUUUUUCAGUCCAAAACUUGCUUAGAUUAGACUAUACAUACAUUUUUACAUUAUAAUUUAUAUUAUAGUCUUUAAUAUGUACCAAUACUAGUGCGUUCAACCAAAUUUGUUGUUAAGCUUUUCACAAAAACACUAAAUAAUAGCUCAUUUAUCUUGUGUAUACAAAAAGCUUUUUGUUAUAUUCUGUUAUAUUGUUUUCGUUUUCUCUUUUUAUUUUAUAUAAAAAUUAUGUUAACCUAAUAAAAAUUUCUUUAUUUUUACUUAAAUUUAAAGAAGUGUUAAAAUAAAUUAAAAAUACAAUUAAAUAUAAAAUUUACCAUGGUUUCUUUUUUAUAUUAAAAUACAUGACAUAUAAAAAUAUAAGAAUUGCAGCAUUUGUAGGUAUAUCAACUGGGAGUACCAAUACUGCAUUUGAGUCUGUAUAAUUGUUUUUUUGAAUGGAGAUGGCCCAUAUAUGCUGAUUGUUUUGAGUCAUACACUUAAGUUUAAUAAAACAUAUAAAUCUAACAAUAAAAAUAGGACUUGUGACAAGUUCUUAUGUCAAUCUUCAGUAAUAAUCAGCAAUAAUUUGUUUAUCACAAUAAUAUAGCUAUAUGUCAAAGGCGAUAUAUUCAUCAAUUGCAAUAAACAAAAAUAGUUUAAAUAAUACAUGACUUGUGUAUAUAUAUAGUUUCAAACAUAUUUUCAUUUUUCGAUAAAUAAUCUGAUAAUAAAAUUAUUAAUCAAAUGUCAUCAUUAUUUGUACAUUUAAUGAUUUAUAUUUUUUACAAUUCCCUCGAUAUCAUUUCAAUAUUUGUUGAUGUUCAUGUGUCAUAUAAUUCUGAAAAUGUCGAGAAAAUCCAUAGAAUCCUUUAAUCAAUGAUUCUAAUGACAAAUGGUACUCAUAAACAUUAAUUUUGUUCACAAAAUUAUAAUAUUACAAACCGCAUAUAUUGAUUGCUAAAAGAUAAUUUUUAUUUCUAUUUAUUAAAAACGUUUAGGUAGGAUAAGACAAAGAAGAAGUAAUUGCUUAUGAUUUGUCUUUAAUAAUAUACAUUUGUUUUGCUAUUAAUCUACACAUAGGUACUGUUAAUUUUGAAUUAAAUGCAAUUAAUCGUAAGAAUACUAGGUCUUUUGCAAAUCUUAUGUUAGAUAUUUUAUAACAUCAUUGAACAUUAUAUUUAAUCCUUUUUCAUCCAAUUCAUUUUUGUUUUAAACCAAAUUCUUUUAAAAUACUUGAAAAUAUAUAUUAACAUUAUAUAUACAUAUUAAUUUUUAAAAACAAAGAAAUAUAUGAAUGCUAAAAUUGUUUUCUACAUUUUUUACAUUUUAUAAUUUAUUUGAUUAAUCAUAAUUUUGUUUAUGAACCCAUUUGUCACAAUCGCACUCAAAAUUUAAAAUAAUUUCUGAACGUUAAUUUUUCCUUUGUAUUCAUUGAUACACGCGAUUUGAAUGAUACCCUAAUAUUUCAACAAGUUAAAGCUAAAUUAUUAACAAACAGCAAAUCUUUAUAUUGUAUGCACGAUUUUGCACGUGCAUUAAUAUUUAUCAUGUGUGCUGUAGAUGUAUCUGUGUGUAUGUGCGCAAUCGUACGCGCAUAUGUGCAUGUUCCACAUAUAAACGCUAACAAAGAGUCUCUCGAGCGUCGCAAAAACGACGGGACACGAAGUGUUAUGGUUUAAACUUAAUCAGAGGUAUGGUCUUCGAAUUUAAACACUUAUCACACA